Molecule: messenger RNA, 2451 nt
Organism: Rhineura floridana
Lineage: Eukaryota; Metazoa; Chordata; Lepidosauria; Squamata; Rhineuridae
Gene: FBXO41
Product: F-box protein 41
Exons: 12
Coding region: 1-2451 (816 amino acids)
Molecular function (GO): protein binding
Source: RefSeq, a predicted model, not a curated record
AUGGCCUCUCUGGACCUGCCUUACCGCUGUCCGCGUUGCGGGGAACACAAGCGUUUCCGGAGCCUGUCGUCACUGCGGGCCCACCUGGAGUACAACCACACUUAUGAGACUCUCUACGUCCUCUCCAAGACUAACAGCAUCUGCGAUGCCACUGUCUUCCCCCUGGCAUCGGACACCACCCUCUUGACGCCAGCCACCCGCAGGGACAUCUUUGAGAGCACGUCCUUCCAAGGCAAGGAGCAGCGCUUCACCUGUGACCUCAUUGCCACCGAUGAGCUGGACCCUUCUUCCUCCCCUGUGUCAUCCCGCUACGUGCACGAGAUCGAGAUCCCGCUGACUGAGAUCUUCACCCGCAAGGCCAUGACUUCAACCACCACGCCUCCAGCCACUGCGGCUGCCGCCGUAGCCGCCGUGGACGCGGCUUAUGAGGAAGGCCUGACCCGCCUCAAGAUCCGGGCUUUUGAGAAGCUGGAAGUGGACAAGCGCCUAGAGAAGCUGACCGAAGAAGUGGAGCAGAAAAUCGCCUCGCAAGUCGGCCGGCUCCAAGUGGAAUUGGACAGGAAGAGCUCGGAGCUGGAGAAGGCCAAGCAAGAGAGCAUCAGGCUCAGCCGGGAGAAGCAGGAGCUGGAGGAGCGAGCCGUGGAACUCUCCCGCCAGGUGGAUGUCAGCGUGGAGAUGUUGGCUUCCCUCAAGCAAGAUCUUGUGCAGAAGGAGCAGGAGCUGACACGGAAGCAACAGGAAGUGAUCCAGAUUGACCAUUUCCUGAAGGAGACAGCUGCCCGUGAAGCCAACGCUAAAGUGCGUCUCCAGCAAUUCAUUGAGGAACUUCUGGACAGGGCCGACCGAGCUGAGAAGCAACUCCAGAUCAUCAGUAGCAGCUGCGGGACGACUCCCAACUGCAGCUUGGGGAGGUGCAGCGUGCCCGGAUCCAAAAGCACCGGAAGACCGAGAGACAGGCACUCCGUCCCUGGAGCAACAGCACACAGUUCCUAUGCCGUUUCCAACCAAAGGUCAUCUUCAAGCACUGGAGCCUCCAGCCGCGCCAAAGCCGUCUCACAGAGCUCAGGCUGCUAUGACAGUGACAGCCCCGAACUGUACCAAGGAGAGGAGACCACCGAUGGACCCUCCUACCAAGGUGGACAGAACCGAGGUCCAGAGAGUGGCUUUGAGAGGCCCGGAGGGGUGCGGGCAUCUGGCCUGCGCAGACAAGCCAUCCAGAACUGGCACCGCAGGCCUUACCGGAACAGCACAGAAGGCGAGGAAGGUGACAUCUCUGAUGUGGGCUCCAGGACAACCGAGUCAGAGGCUGAAAUGUGGGAGACAGAGCCCAGGGUCCCACCAGAAGUUCAGCAGGGGAACUCCUCCAGGCCUGGAAACAGCUCAAGACCGCAAGGCAGGUCCGACGGAGAGAAGGCUGUCAGGCCUGAGAGAGGCAGCCCAGCUCGCUCCAAUGAGGUCAUCAGCCCCGAGAUCCUCAAGAUGCGAGCCGCCCUCUUUUGCAUUUUCACAUACCUUGACACCAAGACGCUGCUUAGGGCUGCUGAGGUUUGCAAGGACUGGAAAUUUGUGGCGCGGCACCCUGCUGUGUGGACCCGGGUGCUGUUGGAGAAUGCCAGGGUGUCUUCUAAGUUCCUGGUCAUGCUGUCACAGUGGUGCACACAAACGCACUCCCUCACCCUCCAGAAUCUCAAGCCCCGGCAGAGGGGGAAGAAAGAAACCAAGGAGGAUUACAUGAAAAGCACACGGGGCUGCCUUGAAGCUGGGCUGGAGUCCUUGCUAAAGGCCACGGGGAGCAACCUCUUGAUCCUCCGCAUUUCUCACUGCCCCAACAUCUUGACAGACCGCUCCCUCUGGCUGGCCAGCUGCUAUUGCCGAGCCCUCCAGGCAGUCACCUACCGGAGUUCUACUGAUCCUGUGGGCCAUGAGGUCAUCUGGGCGUUGGGAGCAGGCUGUCGGGACAUCAUCUCCUUACAGGUUGCGCCAUUGCACCCUUGCCAGCAACCAACCCGCUUUAGCAACCGCUGUCUGCAGAUGAUUGGCCGAUGUUGGCCGCAUUUAAGAGCGCUGGGUGUCGGUGGAGCAGGCUGCGGCGUGCAAGGAUUGGCUUCCUUAGCCCGAAACUGCAUGCGUCUGCAAGUUCUGGAGCUGGACCAUGUGACGGAGGUUAACCAGGAGGUGGCAGCUGAGGUGUGCCGGGAAGGCUUGAAGGGGCUGGAGAUGCUGGUUCUGACGUCCACCCCUGUCACCCCCAAAGCCUUACUGCAUUUCAACAGUGUUUGCCGGAACCUGAAGUCCAUCGUGGUACAGGUUGGGAUUGCAGACUACUUUAAGGAACCAAACAGUACUGAGGCCAGGAAGAUGUUUGAGGAAAUGGUUAACAAACUCCAGGCCCUGAAGAAGAGGCCGGGCUUUUCAAAGAUUUUACACAUUAAGGUAGAAGCUGGCUGUUAA